Messenger RNA from Syngnathus typhle (broad-nosed pipefish), 9778 nucleotides. RefSeq lists its product as uncharacterized. Lineage: Eukaryota; Metazoa; Chordata; Actinopteri; Syngnathiformes; Syngnathidae. The transcript has 2 exons. Bases 1091 to 2809 code for a protein of 572 amino acids. The record is from RefSeq and is a predicted model, not a curated record.
UAACUUCUUUGCAAGAACCACACGAGAGACAGUUUGGCCAUUUUACGCUUGCAAGCCAUCAGCACCCUGUGUGGUACAGAGGUGCUUGAAAGCAGUCUGACUUACGCCUCUUGCAAGGGAAUAUUUAUUGAGAGAACGCAGGGUGGGGGUGAGAGUGAACAGGUUUCGGGGGUCACCUCUGCAACCUGGUUAAUCAGUGCAGAGGGUCUUAGCUCUUUGUUUUACAAGGUUGUAUAAACAGAAACUAGUGGAGCAUUUUAGAUAACUAACUAAGCAAGAAUGUUUCCACAUCAUCUGGAAAGUUUCAACAACUGAAUGUGGAAAGGUAAAAGGUUUUAACAAAGUUGAUGAUUCUAGUCUACAUUCCUACAUAAUCAUAUGAUCACAAUAAUUUGUCAACUCUAAAAGAAGUCAUGCUCACAUUCCUCUUAUGCUGCGUUCACAUCAAAGUUUCUGGCGACGCAAUUCAAUCAUAGUUGACAGAGUUUGUGCGUGCUGGCGCGUGUGGGUGCAGAGUGGUGCGUUUGGGAUUGGGACGUGGGGACACGCAACGCAAAAAAUUGUCAUUUGAUUCUCUACGCUUUGCGUCACCCAAUCACCUUCGGGAACGUACCACAUGACACACUGCAUCAUAUACCGGGGGAAUGUGUGGAGAAGGAGAGAACCAAACGGGAGUCGCUGAUGGUGCAGGGGUACACUUGCCUGUCGUGUACCGACACGUGAGUUCGAUUCCCGCAUAUGAUAGUGUGUGCGUGUGUGUGUGUGUGUGUGUGUGUGUGUGUGUGUGCGUGUGUGUGACCAAAAACGGGAAAGAACCAAAUGCAGGAAAAGAUGAUCUAGAAACUACAACAUAUCCAUGUGUAUGUGUGAUCAAAAAAAAGGAGAGAACCAAAUGCAGGAAAAGAUGAUCUAUGAACUACAACAUAUCCAUGUAACAAUACCGGGACAAAGGUACUAAAUGGGAGCUGGCUUGGAGAAAUGUGAGUGGCUUACUUGGGAUUUACUUGGGAUGUUUUUACUUUUUUUUCCACCUGUUGACCUUCCGGCACAAAUGUUUACAUGACAGUAUUAGUACAGUAUCGGCCACUCAAUGUUGAAAACUUUUUUUUUUUGUCAUCAGAAGAGUUUUGUUGUAAAAAAUGGCAAAGUCUGUGGGACUUUUCCGACACGUGGCGACAGCUUCCUGGACCUGGUCUACUCUUCGCAUAAAGGAGCUUUCAAAGCCGCCCCCCUCCCCCACCUUGGACUUUCUGACCGUAUCACCGUUAUGCUUUUGCCCGCAUACAGACAAAUGGUGAGGGCAUCCAGACCGGUUCGCAAGCGGGUCCGGGUGUGGCCGGAGGGUGCCUCUGAUGCGCUUUGUGACUGCUUUGGCACUACUGACCGGGACAUGUUUAGGCGGGCUGCCACUUGCGACGAUCGGACAGACAUUGAGGAGUAUACUGACUCUGUUUCCUCCUACAUCACAAAGUGCAUUGAUGAUGUGACUCCCUCAAAAUCCAUCGUCACUCGGGCUAACCGGAAGCCAUGGCUGACAGGGGCUGUCUUCAGGCUGCUGAGGGCCAGGAACAAAGCCUUUAGAGCGAGGGAUGAGGCUGGCUUGAGGACUGCGAGGGCCGAUCUGUCCCGGGGCAUCAAGGAAGCAAAGAGGGCGUUCUCUUGCAAAAUUACCGCCCACUUCAAGGACAGCAGGGACGCACGGAGCCUUUGGCAGGGCAUUCAGACCAUCACGGACUACAAGCCCGCGCCGCAGAGCUGUGCAGGAAACGUCCGUCUGCUAAAUGAUCUUAACCGCUUCUUUGCUCGCUUGGACGCUCAGAACAGCACUUGCCCGCUGAAGGCCACUCCCCCUUCACACGAGCAGCCCCUGUGCCUCUCUGCCGACAGCGUGAGGAGGGCGCUUGCCGCUAUAAACAUCCGUAAGGCGGCGGGCCCUGACAACAUCCCGGGUCGAGCGCUGAAGGACUGCGCUGGAGAGCUGACGGGUGUCUUCACGGACAUCUUUAACAUUUCCCUGCAGCAGGCCAUCGUCCCGUCGUGUUUCAAGGCUGCCACCAUCGUACCUGUGCCAAAGAAACCCGCUCCGUCCUGCUUCAAUGACUACCGCCCCGUGGCACUUACGCCCAUCAUCAUGAAGUGCUUUGAACGGCUUGUCAUGGAGCACAUCCGAUCCGUUCUCCCCCCCACCAUAGACCCCUUCCAGUUUGCGUACCGAGCCAAACGGUCCUCUGAGGAUGCCAUCUGCUCUGCCCACCACUCGGCCCUCACCCACCUGGAGAGAAGGGACUCGUAUGUGAGAUUGCUGUUUGUGGACUUCAGUUCUGCCUUCAACACCAUUGUGCCGCAACGUCUCAUCUGCAAACUUGACAAGCUGGGCCUCAGUACCUACCUCUGCAACUGGCUACUAGACUUCCUCUGUCAGAGGCCACAGGUGGUACGUGUUGGCAACAAAAUCUCUGCCAGCAUCACGCUGAGCACAGGGGCCCCCCAAAGCUGGGUGCUCAGUCCGCUGCUCUUCACCCUGCUGACGCAUGACUGCACUGCAACCUACAGCGACAACCGCAUAGUGAAGUUUGCUGACGACACGACUCUGGUGGGUCUCAUCACCAAGGGAGACGAGACUCAAUACAGGUUGGAGGUUGACCUUCUGACCACGUGGUGCAGGGACAACAACCUCCUGCUGAACGUCGACAAGACCAAGGAGAUUGUUGUUGACUUCCGGAAGGGUCACACCCAACACCUGCCGCUGACCAUCGACGGUGGUGGAGAGAGUAAGCAGCGCCAGGUUCCUGGGGGUGCACAUCAGUGAGGAUCUCUCCUGAUCCACCACCACCGCAUCACUGGCGAAGAAGACCCAGCGCCGCCUGUACUUCCUGCGGAAACUCAGGCGAGCGAGCGCUCCUCCGGCCGUCAUGACUACAUUUUACCGUGGCACCAUUGAGAGCGUCCUCUCCAGCUGUAUUGCUGUUUGAGGUGGUAGCUGCGCUGACUACAACAUGAAGACCCUGCAGCGCAUAGUGAACACGGCUGGUAAGAUUAUUGGUUCUUCACUCCCCUCCUUGAAGGACAUUUACACCUCCCAUCUCAUCCGCAAGGCGGCCACGAUUGUGAGUGAUGUGAGUCACCCCGCUCACUCUUUGUUCGAUCUUCUGCCCUCUGGGAAGAGGUACAGGAGCCUGCGCUCCCGCACCACCAGACUCACCAACAGCUUCAUACUCCAGGCUGUUAGGAUCCUGAACUCGCUCCCCCGUUCUGCGUAGCGUCCUGUACUUUUACUGUCUGAACUGUCAGGCUGUUAGGAUCCUGAACUCUCUCCCCCUUUCUGCGUAGUGUCCUGUACUUCCGCGCUAUGCUUACUGUCUGCUCUAUGCACAGUGCACACUUGCUCCGUUUUGCUCCUUUUAUUUAUUGUGUUAUUUAUUAUUAUUUAUUCAUCACUCUUAUUAUUUAUUGUUUGUGCCUUCAUGUUUUUAUUUAGUGUCGUUUACUUGUAGGUCUAUCGUGUACUAUGUCUCGUCACCGUGGGAUAGAGGAAACGUAAUUUUGGUUUCUUUGUGUGUACAAGUACAAGUCGCACUAGCCAUAAAAUGCAUAAUAAAGAAAAAAAGUCCCACUGGAGUACAAGUUGCAUUUUUUGGGGAACGUUGACAAAAUCCAACACCAAGAACAGACAUGAAUAUGCAACAAUGGGCUAAACCAGGGGUGGGCAAACCAUUUGACUUGCGGGCCGAAUUGGGUUCCAAGUUUUGACUGGGGGGGGCAAAACCAGGAGCAGAUGGAUGUAGUGUUUGUGUGAAGUAUUAUAAAUGGCAUGUAAAGGUUAUUGCAUCAAAGGUUUUGGCCUUUAGUAGGUAGUAAAGCAUGGAUAUUCGAAAAAAGCUUUUUGAAAACAAAUGCAUUUAUUAACCCCUUCGUGAGUCUUCACCCUAUCCUGGUGGAGGGGUUUGCGUGCCCCUAUGAUCCUAGGAGCCAUGUUGUCUGGGGCUUCAUGCCCUUAGUAGGGUCACCCAUGGCAAAAAGGUCCUAGGUGAGGGGCCAGACAAAGCACGGCUCACACAAGCCCCUUAUGACGAAAAACACAAAUGGACUUCAUUUUCCCUCGCCCGGACUCGGGUCACCGGGGCCUCCCUCUGGGGCCAGGCCUGGAGGUGGGGCUCGAAGGCUUGCUUCUUGUGGCCGGGCCUUCGCCCAUGUGGCUCGGCCGCGCAUAUCCCAAAAAGAAAAAUGGGUCCCCUUCCCAUGGGCUCACCACCUGUAGGAGAGGCCAAAGGGGUCGGGUGCAAAGUGAGCUGGGCGGCGGCCAAAGGCGGGGAACUUGGCGGUCUGAUCCCCGACUGCAGAGACUGGCUCAUGGGACAUAGAAUGUAACCUCUCGGGCUGGAAAGGAGCCCAAGCUGGUGUGUGAGGCAGAAAAGUUCCGACUAGACAUAGUCGGACUUGCUUCCACACAUAGUUUGGGCUCUGGUACAAGCCCUCUCGAGAGGGGGCUGGACUCUCUUCCACUCUGGAGUUGCCCACGGUGAGAGGUGUCGAGCAGGUGUGAGCAUACUUAUUGCCCCCUGGCUGGGCGCCUGCACAUUGGGGUUCACCCCGGUGAACGAGGGGGUAGCCUCCCUCCCCCUUUGGGUGGGGGGACGGGUCCUGACUGUUGUUUGUGUCUAUGCACCAAGCAGCAGCUCAGAGUAUCCACGCUUCUUGGGGUCCCUGGAGGAAGUGCUGGAGAGCACUCCUUCUGGGGACUCCAUCGUUCUACUGGUUGACUUCAAUGCUCACGUAGGCAAUGACAGUGAGACCUGGAAGGGCGUGAUCGGGAGGAAUGCGCCCCCCGAUCUGAACCCUCGGUUCUAUUAUUGGACUUAUGUGCUUGACACGGAUUUUCUAUAAUGAACACCAUGUUCAAACAUAAGGGUGUCCAUGUGUGCACUUGGCACCAGGACACCCUAGGUCGCAGUUCGAUGAUCAACUUUGUAGUCGUGUCAUCGGAUUUGCGGCCGCAUGUUUUGGACACUCGGGCAAAGAGAGGGGCGGAGCUGUCAACUGAUCACCACCUGGUGGUGGGUUGGCUCCGAUGGUGGGGGAAGAUGCCGGUCCGACCUGGCAGACCCAAACGCUCUGUGAGGGUCUGCUGAGAACGUGUGGCAGAAUCCCCUGUCAGGAAGAGCUUCAACUCCCACCUCCGGCAGAGCUUUUCCCACGUCCCGGGGAAGGCGGGGGACAUUGAGUCCGAGUGGACUAUGUUCCGUGCCUCCAUUGUUGAGGCAGCCGACCGGAGCUGUGGCCGUAAGGUCAUUGGUGCCUGUUGUGGCGGCAAUCCCCGAACCCGCUGGUGGACACCGGCGGUAAGGGAUGCCGUCAAGCUGAAGAAGGAGUCCUAUUGGGCUUUUUUGGCCUGCUGGACUCCGGAGACAGCUGACAGGUACUGGAUAGCCAAGCCGAACGCGUCUUCGGCGGUUGGUGAGGCAAAAGCCCGGGCGUGGGAGGAGUUUGGCAAGGCCAUGGAGAAUGACUUCCGGACAGGUUUUGAGGAAAUUCUGGUCCACCAUCCGGCGUCUCAGGAGGGAGAAGUGGGGAUGGCGUGCUGCUGACCUCGACUUGGGACGUCGUGAGUCUGGGGAGAAUACUUCGAAGACCUCCUCAAUUCCACCGACACGCCUUCCAUUGUGGAAGCAGGGCCUGGAGACUCUGAGGCGGACUCUCCAAUCUCUGGGGUCGAAGUCACUGAGGUAGUUAAAAAACUCCUCGGUGGCAAGGCCCCGGGUGGAUGAGAUCUGCCCGGAGUUCUUAAAGGCUUUGGAUGUUGUGGGGCUGUCGGGGACGGUGCCUCUGGAUUGGCAGACUGGGGUGGUAGUUCCCCUCUUUAAGAAGGGGAGGGUUUGUUCCAAUUACAGGGGAAAAGAACUCCUCAGCCUCCCUGGUAAGGUCUUUUCGGUCGUCCUAAUAUUUGCCACUAUGUGUCAAACCAAUUUGAGAUGACUUUCGCACAGCAUUGUGUUAACACUUAGAGUAAGAGGUUGGUCUGACAUUAAUGUGUUCAAGUGAAAUAUUCAAAGGUGAGGACAAAUGCUGAGCUUGGUACUGUGUGAUUAUUAUUUUUUCUUUAAAUUACAAAACAAUGUUCUGUCUCAGCCAACAAAUUGUUAUAAAUUCAAUGAUGAACUUUGAAAUUUGUCCCCAAUCCCUUACUUCCGGGUUCUCUGCCGGACGCCCUCUUCCUUCUCAGCCCAGACUCCCAAUACUUUUCAGGCUUGGACGAUUUUGUUUUCUCUAGCGUGGAACUCAUCUCCCUGACUCUAAAGUAAGUUUGAAUCUUUUAUUACACUGUCGAUCUUUUUUUUCACAGCCGGAGUGCCUGGGAGAGCGGAGGCUUCGUGGCCGUUUGUCUGCCGUCGAUCAUCGGACACAAAGUAUGGCUGCGGAUCAAGAGACAUUAGGCAUACCCGGGCCAUCUCGUCGUCCAUGGGCGAGAUUGCUGUAGUGAUAAGAGACCACGGAGACAUGGAAUACAACAACAUCCACACAAGGUGAGUAUAGCAGUAAUUGAGAACACAAGGGCUUUAUACUUCCCAAAAGCAGUCAUCCACUUGUUGUGCUCUUUCAUCCUCGCGUUGAGGGAUUGCAAGCUUGCAAUCACCUUCGUCAGGCUCCCAUCAGGGGCGGUGUCAUUCUGGAUGAAGGUGCAGCAUUGUUCCCUGAACAUUGCGCAGACCCUUCCUUUCCCAGACAACAACAUAACAAGAGCAUUGCGGUACAUAUACAAUUUUGGUUGACUACAUUCUCUAAAAGCAAUGUUUUCUUUUCUUUCUUUUUUUUCUUCAACAGAUAUUAUAUAGAACACUCUGUCGCACAUUUCACAAUCAGUAGACGUGGCAGAUUUCACACAAUCUUUUAUCAAUGGCAACGGUACAACAUAAAGAAUUGGUCGUGAACCCAUACACAUGACAUUCAUUAUUUGUCCUGUCUUUGCAGCUUGUUUUGCCAUUAGCAAUCAAUUGUUUAUUUUACCAGUUACUCUUAUAGUCACCUAAAACAAACUAUCCACAUUCAUUUUAGAGAUAGUGAUUCCAUCCUUUAACAUCUACAGCAGUUGUUGACAAAGUAUUAUUUCUUUACAACACGUUUUUGCCACUGUUAAGGCAUUCAGUGUUUAUUUUGAAGCCAAUUCAACCCAUUUUUAGAAUGCAUCUAUUAUGACCAGGCAUUAUAACCCUGUGGAUUGUGUUUAGCACAUGUUAAACAAGCUCUACAAAAAAAUUUUUAUAAACGUUUUUAAUAUGAAUCAAAUUCAUAUGUUUUAUAAAACUGACUGAACUGCCCUUCCAUCCCCCCUGUUGAGCCAGGUGUCAACGGCAUGUGACAACACCAUGGCUCAAUACAGCUGCCCAUUUGUAUCGUUUCCUUUCCUUUCUCAACGUAACAAUCCAAUCCACCAAUCGAAUAAAAAAAAGAAAAGAAAAAUCAACAAAAUAACUGCUGGUAAAGUAAUAUAAUAGUUAACUGUUGUAGUUUCUUAACUUUAACUAACUCAAUCGCUCUCUUAUUCUCAAAUUUUAAAUUUAGCUUUGAAAUGUCGUUAUUUCAUAAUUGUACAUCAUCCAAUUCCAGAAAGCAAGUUCUUUCCAUCUCUCAAAUUUUGUUUGACCAAGGCUAGGCAUUAAAGGAGCGUGGAGCAGUUUCUUCCCAUAAACAAAUUGCUCGCUUUUUUAUUUUUCCCUCCUAUCUUAACAAAAUCGUUUUUGUUUUGCGGUGCAAAUCAGAUAUAAAUAAUAAUAAAUAAAUUCUUUAGUGCACCUAUAUUAGCGAAUUUCAUCCUUUUAACACAUAACACAACACACAGACAACACAAAAACAGCAGAGACAAGCUCACAAACAAUACCAACAAACAACGCUGCGCAAACGCCAUCCUCUUUUUUGACGUUUUGGUUGUACCUUUUCUCUUUUUUUUUUUUCCUUUCCUCAGUGCCUUUUAUCCUUCGUGCAACUAUUGUCACACCUUCCCUAGGCAUCACCCUGCUUCAAUAUCACUUGCUACCACGCACUCAGCACACCCCUGGAGUGGGUACGACCCCACUCGGCGCGCAGCCACAGCAAGGGAAGCAAGAGGGGGGACCCGGCAUUUCCAUACUGAUUUAUCCCAGCCUGGCCAGUACUGGGACAAUCAAUGCCGUCGUCCCCCACCCGCGCCAACCCAGCAAACAGCUACCCGCAGAGUCCAGAGCCCCACACCUACAUCAGUCUCCCCCCCAAUCAAAUUACAAUAUCAAUCACCACAGGAGCCGGCUCCUACACCCUUUUCACACCACAAUACCACACUCCCCCCUCCACAGUCCAGUCUAAGUGGAGACAAUGGAAGGCAGGAAGGCACAGGUGAGACACUGGAGGAGCAAGCUCCAGCAGUCCUCCCACUAACCAAUUACAACAAACAACAAAAGCCCAAAUCACUUACGUCUGUUUGGGAAGUUCACAACAGCCAAACGUUACAAAUGACAAACCACAAGACGCAGGUCUUGGAACCACAUCAACGACCGCCAAACGCAAAUGCCGGGUCAAGGACUGUUCUUCGUCUGUUCUUUGCAACUCUUGUCAAAAGCAACCUUUAUUUUUCUUUCGUUUGUAUUUGUUUCUUUUUUCUUCUUUCCUUUCUAGCAUCUAACUUACUCAAAAUCAUUCUUCCUUCAAAGUCGCUCAACUACUUGUCCAUAGCAGUCUCCAACAACUUCAACCAUUCAACCUGUAUUUUCCCUUCAGUCGGGCAUUCAGUCAUCAAUGCUCAUUUGCAUCUCACACACAGCCUCCAAAAAGGAGUCUUCCUAUCACAUUGGUCCCAAUUCAUCCAAGCUCUCCACACAACAUUCAUAUACCAUUUCCAAAUCAAGGUUCCCGAUAGAACAAUCCACCAAUCCAAAAAAAACUCAACACAAAAAAAACUGCUGGCAAAUUAAUCAGAAUCUUUCCUUUGUUUUCAAAUUUAAAGAACUCAACCUCUCAGAUUUAAAGUCAAAGUCAAAGUCAGCUUUAUUGUCAAUCUCUCCACAUGUCACAACACACAAAGAGACCGAAAUGACGUUUUUCUCUAUCCCACGGUGACGAGACACAUAACACGAUAGACAUACAUGUACGCGACACAAUAUAAAAACAAGAAGGCAAAAAUUCAAACAAUCAAUAGUAAGAGUGAUGAAUAAAUAAUAAAUAAACAGAUAACACAAUAAAUAACGGAGCCAGCAAGCAUAGCGCAAAAGUAAAAAACAUCAUAAACAAAAAGGCACAAACAAUAAAUAAGAGUAAUAAUAAAUAAUAAGAGCCAGUGUGCAUUCAGACAGUUCAGACAGUAAAAGUACAGGACGCUACGCAGAACGGGGGAGCGAGUUCAGGAUCCUAACAGCCUGGAGUAUGAAGCUGUUUGAGAGUCUGGAGGUGCGGGAGCGCAGGCUUCUGUACCUCUUCCCAGAGGGCAGAAGCUCGAACAAAGAGUGAGCGGGGUGACUCGCAUCACUCACAAUCGUGGUCGCCUUGCGGGUGAGAUGGGAGGUGUAAAUGUCCUUCAAGGAGGGGAGCGAAGCACCAGCAAUCUUACCAGCAGUGUUCACUAUGCGCUGCAGGGCCUUCAAGUUGUAGUCAGUGCAGCCGCCACCCCAAACAGCAAUACAGCUGGAGAGGACGCUCUCAAUGGUGCCGCGGUAAAAUGCAGUCAUGACGGCCGGAGGAGCGCUCGCUCGCCUGAGUUUCCGCAGGAAGUACAGGCGGCGCUGGGCUUUCUUUGCCAGUGAUGCGGUGUUGGUGG